Messenger RNA from Amaranthus tricolor (Joseph's coat), 1287 nucleotides. RefSeq names its product probable CCR4-associated factor 1 homolog 7. Gene Ontology annotation, molecular function: nucleic acid binding; poly(A)-specific ribonuclease activity. The coding region runs from base 332 to 1144 and encodes 270 amino acids. The transcript has 2 exons. NCBI's taxonomy places the organism in Eukaryota, Viridiplantae, Streptophyta, Magnoliopsida, Caryophyllales, Amaranthaceae. The record is from RefSeq and is a predicted model, not a curated record. Gene Ontology annotation, cellular component: P-body; CCR4-NOT core complex; CCR4-NOT complex.
CUAAAAUCGCAAUUUAAGUUUCAACUAUAGGAUUUUAAUUUCCAUUUCCACGUUCCACGCCCCUUGAGAGUCUAGAGUAUUCUCUCAUUUUCACAAAUAAAUUCGAUUUUUAUUAUCCUUUUCUUGGCCGCCAUAUAAAUUUUCAAUUCCUAGCUACACCCUUACCACAGGAUUUUCUAAUCAGUUUUCUUCAGAUCCUUCCCUGUUCCUCUGUAAGUUUCGCUUCUUUUUUUUUAUUUGUUAAGAUUCAUAUUAUCGAUCGAACUAACUCCAAUUUGAGGAAUAACGGGUAAUACUUACUAAGUUUCAGUUGUUGUAAAUAAAAUUGGAAAUGUCGGUUCUUCCGAAUAAUGAUUCAGUUCUUAUUAGGGAGGUUUGGAGUGAUAAUCUCGAAAAGGAAUUUUCAUUAAUCCGUGAUAUAGUGGAUAAUUACCCUUUUGUAGCUAUGGAUACUGAGUUUCCUGGGAUUGUUCUUCGUCCUGUUGGUAAUUUUAAGAAUAGUAGUGAUUUUCAUUACAGAACUCUUAAAGAGAAUGUCGAUAUGUUGAAAUUGAUUCAAAUUGGCCUUACGUUUUCUGAUGAACAUGGGAAUUUACCCACUUGUGGAACUGAUAAACUUUGUAUUUGGCAAUUCAAUUUCCGUGAAUUCAAUAUCAAUGAGGAUGUCUUUGCCAGUGAUUCUAUUGAGCUUCUGCGCCAGAGUGGGAUUAAUUUUAACAUGAAUGAUGAAAAGGGUAUUGAUGCCAAGAGAUUUGGGGAGCUUUUGAUGUCAUCUGGGGUUGUUUUGAAUGAUAAUGUUCAUUGGGUUACUUUCCAUAGUGGUUAUGAUUUUGGUUAUUUGCUUAAGCUCUUGACAUGUCGAGAACUUCCUGAGACACAACAGGAGUUCUUUGAUCUUAUCAAGACUUACUUUCCGACUGUUUAUGACAUCAAGCAUUUGAUGAAGUUCUGUAACAGCUUACAUGGUGGGUUGAACAAGCUAGCCGAGUUGUUGGAAGUUGAGAGGAUUGGUGUGUGUCAUCAGGCUGGUUCAGAUAGUUUGCUUACUUCCUGUACAUUCAUGAAAUUGAAGGAGAGUUUCUUUAGUGGAUCAUUGGAGAGAUAUGCUGGUGUUUUGUAUGGAUUAGGUUUUGAUAAUAGCUAAAGGGCUAGAUACAAAAGAAAGUAUGAAUGAAAUCAAGAGUCAGAAACAUGAAUGAAGAGUGCUGUAAAAUUGUAUAUUGUGCAGCUUUGUCUCAAACUUGUUUUAUAAUGAAAUGGAUUGAAAUAUGUCAUGUUAGGGCUUUA